AUAUUUACCAAGAUCAUAAGAUUUUUUAUUUUUUUUUGAGACCCUUCUGGUGAGGGGUAUGGCUCACUAGCCAAUAAAGGCAACCUCCUACCUUAAACGCCACUCGAUUGCACUAUUUAGUCUAAUAAUUUGCCUUCAAUGAUCUCGAGAUCACUAGGAUCCCUUUUUUAGAUUUUCCUAUUUUGUUUCACACUCACACGUUAAUUUUAGUUGACCUUUGGGUGGCUUAGACUUUGAUCCUCUUCAGCUUCACCUUUGGAGUUACUUAAGGUUGAGGUGAGGUCUUUGCAGUUUCCAGGGCCUUUGGACAUUUGAUCCAUCACCAUCUUCUUCUUAGCAGUGAGCAGUGAGGUGAGGUCACUGCAAUGGCUUCUGCUUGUGUGACGUUGAAAGCCAAUACCCAUUUCACAAACUUGGAAAAAGGCUACCCUUUCUGUAAAGAUAAUGGCUUUCUGGGGGAAAGAAUCACGGGUAGCUUGAACAACAGUGCUUUUGUUAUGAAUCAGUUGGCUAAACGUUCUAGAACACAAAAAAGAAUGGUCAAACAUGGUGUUGUAUCUGCCGUUCUCACUUCAAAUAAUGCCAAGGAAUCCCUGACCCUGCAAGUGCCUUCAUUUUUGAGACGAAGGGCUGACCCAAAAAAUGUUGUUUCCAUCAUAUUGGGAGGAGGACCUGGGACACAACUGUUUCCUCUCACCAAACGUGCUGCCACACCUGCGGUUCCUGUUGGUGGAUGCUACAGGCUUAUAGACAUCCCUAUGAGCAACUGCAUCAACAGUGGCAUUAACAAAAUAUUUGUGCUAACCCAGUUCAACUCAGCAUCCCUCAACCGUCACAUCGCCCGCACUUAUUUUGGAAAUGGCAUCAACUUUGGGGAUGGCUUUGUGGAGGUUCUGGCUGCUACUCAAACACCAGGAGAGGCUGGAAAGAAGUGGUUCCAAGGAACAGCAGAUGCUGUGAGGCAAUUUACAUGGGUAUUUGAGGAUGCCAAAAAUACAAACGUUGAGAAUGUCUUAAUCUUGGCCGGGGAUCAUCUGUACAGAAUGGAUUACAUGGACCUUGUGCAGAGUCAUGUUGAUAGGAAUGCUGAUAUUACAGUUUCAUGUGCUGCUGUUGGUGACAGCCGCGCAUCAGAUUAUGGAUUGGUUAAAGUAGAUGACAGAGGCCGCAUCAUUCAAUUUUCAGAAAAACCGAAGGGUGAUGAUCUGAAAGCAAUGCAAGUGGAUACCUCUCUUCUUGGGUUGUCACCCCAAGAUGCAAUAAAGUCACCAUAUAUUGCAUCUAUGGGGGUUUAUGUAUUCAAGACAGAUGUUUUACUCAAUCUUCUAAAGUGGAGAUACCCUACAUCCAAUGACUUCGGGUCUGAAAUCAUCCCUGCAGCUGUGAGGGAACACGAUGUCCAAGCAUAUUUUUUCGGAGACUAUUGGGAAGAUAUUGGAACAAUAAAAUCCUUUUACGAUGCUAACUUGGCUCUUACUGAAGAGAGUCACAAGUUUGAAUUCUAUGAUCCCAAGACACCCAUUUUCACAUCUCCAGGAUUCCUACCACCAACAAAGAUUGACAAAUGUCGGAUUGUGGAUGCCAUUAUCUCCCAUGGAUGUUUCCUGCGAGAAUGUACAGUCCAACGCUCCAUUGUGGGUGAACGUUCACGUUUAGAUUAUGGUGUUGAGCUCCAGGACACCGUAAUGAUGGGAGCAAACUACUACCAAACAGAAUCUGAAAUUGCUUCUCUGCUUGCAGAGGGGAAGGUCCCAAUUGGCAUUGGAAGGAAUACCAAAAUUAGGAAUUGUAUUAUUGACAAGAAUGCAAAGAUCGGGAAAGAUGUCAUCAUCGCUAACAAAGAUGGCGUUCAAGAAGCAGAUAGACCAGAAGAUGGGUUUUACAUUCGAUCAGGAAUCACUAUCAUAAUGGAGAAGGCAACAAUAGAAGAUGGCAGUGUCAUAUAAAAUGGUUACGCUUAUUUCUUGGGCUGGUUUGGCCAAAGGCGCUGGAAGAAGCAUUCUGAGAAACACUCCUAUAUUUUGGGGACGAGGGUAGCUGUUGCAAUGUUAUGUUCAAUAGAGAAAGCAGCACCUAGUUUGCUGCUUUAAGUAAAAAUAGAAGCUUCCCCAAUACAUGUAAAAAUAGAACGAAUAAAACAUGAAAUUCAUGAUGCAAAAAUGUAAAUAAAUUGCAAGGUGACCAUGAGCUACGAAGUCCCUGAUAAAGGACACCUUCUAAAUUAUUCGUAUCACUAAAGUAUUAGUGUUUUGAC
This is a messenger RNA of Abrus precatorius (Indian licorice), 2254 nucleotides long. Its product is annotated as glucose-1-phosphate adenylyltransferase large subunit 1. The record is from RefSeq and is a predicted model, not a curated record. Lineage: Eukaryota; Viridiplantae; Streptophyta; Magnoliopsida; Fabales; Fabaceae. The transcript has 15 exons. Gene Ontology annotation, biological process: glycogen biosynthetic process. The coding region runs from base 366 to 1946 and encodes 526 amino acids. Gene Ontology annotation, molecular function: glucose-1-phosphate adenylyltransferase activity.